Molecule: messenger RNA, 4615 nt
Organism: Anguilla anguilla (European eel)
Lineage: Eukaryota; Metazoa; Chordata; Actinopteri; Anguilliformes; Anguillidae
Product: SLIT and NTRK-like protein 3
Exons: 3
Coding region: 1417-4158 (913 amino acids)
Biological process (GO): positive regulation of synapse assembly; regulation of presynapse assembly; axonogenesis
Cellular component (GO): postsynaptic density membrane; GABA-ergic synapse
Molecular function (GO): protein binding
Source: RefSeq, a predicted model, not a curated record
CGAUGCCAAUCAAGUCCGCGCAUUAGGCUCCUGACAUAAGUAACUGUUCAGAAAUAAAAUGAAAUAAAAAAAACCCUUUGUAGAAAAAAAGAAACGCGUUUCUUAUGAAAGUAUACCCUAAUACUUGACAUGCGUGUAAUAUCCGAAAAUCUUGGUUUGGAAGUCGAACUGUCCGGCAGUUUUUAUCGUCCCUCGCUGAGCACGAGCUACAGGUAUGUCGCAUGAGCAGGCGCAAUACUCUGAUCAUCCCGAGCGCACCAUCCAGACACCCCCUCACCCCAUUAUGCAAGACGAGAGAGCGCUCUGACGCGCGCACCCGAUGCGGUACCGGGCGCGCUGUGCAAUCCUUGCUUCAGCUCCACCAUCACAAGUUGUUCCUCCAAUUUGCGCCCUCCCUCACUCACUCCCUCCCUCCCUCCCUCCUUCCUGCAUCAGUUUCUCUCUCCUUUUUCUUCAAGCUCACUUCUAUGACGUCUAAAAAAAAAAAAAAAAAAAACCUUACCGGGAGGGAGGAAACCGCUCUCUUCGUUAUGUUUCUGCAUCUAAGCGAUAUGCUCGCUAACGGGUGCGCUGAAAAAAGACGGCGUCGGCGCUCUGAGGCGCAGCUUUGCCCGGUUACGUGGUUGAGCGUGCAUCGAGGGAACGGACCUGCAUUCUAAGCAAACCUAUAGACAAAAAAAAAAAACGACCCUGCAUUCUUCUCACGUCGUCAGUGCUCCUUUUCCCUUCAACCACAGCGGGAGGAGAGAGGGGGAAGAGCACGGCUCAAUGAGAAACGCACCGAGAGAUAUUUCCAACAAUUUCUAAACUACUGUUUUUCGGUUGUUCUGAAAUUCCUCUGCAGAAGGUGAGUCGCGCGAAUUCAUUCUGGGCUAUUUUGAAUCGCGACGGAUUUAAAAUGCUGGAGGAGGAAAACAAAUACUGACCGAAGUGAAACCUGAAACGGAUUGCACAAUAAUGCAGCUGAUUUCUACUUCGUUGUUUUAUUAAUGAAUGUAUUUUUGUUUUCGUAGUCUGAUGCCGUCAAAUCUGAUAGAGGAAUGUGGCUUGCACGCGACAGUACAAUUGACAGCAAGAAUUUCAAAUCGAAUAAUUCGAGCUCUUGUUUUCGGGCUUCCUAAGAUUUCAACAUCUUCAACAGAUAUAUCCAUAUAUGUAUAUAUUUUCUUCCUUUGGAUUUUUUUUUCCUCAACCACGCGCACCGCGUUCUCCGGUUUGAAUGCGAAUGCCUCGGUGUUCCACUGGCUUUGCUCCUAAGAUCGGUUGACAUUCCUUCGCCUGCACAGGCAGCGGACUGAAGUCACCCCGGACCGCCUUGUCUGUCCUCUCCGGAAAGCUAUGUGAAGUUGGACCACAAUAAAAACAAUGCUGUGAAGUAGCCUCGGGCUGUAACUUCAUCAGAUCUUGGAAUUAAGGAUGCUGUGGAUAACCCUCUUAAGCACAAUAGCUUUGGGAUGGACUACGCCGAUCCCCUUGCUGGAGGACUCGGAGGAGAUCGACGAGCCGUGCUUCGAGCCCUGCCACUGCGAGGUCAGGGAGAGCCUGUUUCACAUCCACUGCGACGGCCGAGGCUUCACCAACGUCAGCCAGGUCUCCCAGUCCUGGACCAGGCCCUUCAAGCUGUACCUGCAGCGGAACUCCAUGAGGAAGCUCUACUUCAACAGCUUCCUCCACCUCAACAGCGCGGUGGCCAUCAACCUGGGCAACAACGCGCUGCUGGACGUGCAGGCGGGCGCCUUCAACGGCCUGGGCCGCCUGAAGAGGCUCUACCUGCACGAGAACAAGCUGGAGGUGUUCCGCAACGACACCUUCUCCGGCCUGGAGGGCCUGGAGUACCUGCAGGCCGACUACAACGUCAUCAGGAGGAUCGAGAGCGGGGCGUUCCGCAGCCUGCACAAGCUGCGGGUGCUGAUCCUCAACGACAACCUGAUCCCGGCGCUGCCCAGCUUCCUGUUCCGCGCGGUGUCGCUGACGCACCUGGACCUGCGGGGCAACCGGCUGAAGCUGCUGGCCUACCGGGGCACGCUGGAGUACGUGGGCCGCGGCCUGAUGGAGAUCCAGCUGGAGGAGAACCCGUGGAACUGCGCCUGCGACAUCGUGCAGCUCAAGGCCUGGCUGGAGCGGGUGCCCUACACGGCGCUGGUGGGCGAGAUCACCUGCGAGUACCCCUUCCACCUGCACGGCAAGGACCUGCGGGAGAUCGGCCGGGCCGAGCUCUGCCCGCAGCUGUCCGCCGAGGAGGUGGAGGCCAGCCUGGGCAUCCCCCGGCUCCACGCCGGCAAGGACAGGACGUGGCCCACCAAGCCGUCCUCCAUGCUGUCCUCCAACCACAACACGGCCUCCUCCGUGGAGAACAAGGAGCGCCACCUCAAGCCCACCAGGCGUCCCCGGCCGCCGAAAGCUUCGCCCACUCCCCGUAGCGCCUACCCCGGCCCCAACCAGCCCCCGAUCGCGGGCUACCAGACCAGGCCCCCCAUACCCAUCAUCUGCCCGACGGAGUGUGCCUGCAGCCUGCACAUCAACGACCUGGGGCUGACCGUCAACUGCAAGGAGAAGGGCUUCCGCAACAUCUCCGAGCUCCUGCCCAGGCCGCUCAACGCCAAGAAGCUCUACCUGAGCGGCAACCUGAUCCAGAAGAUCUACCGCUCCGACUUCUGGAACUUCUCCAGCCUGGACCUCCUGCACCUGGGCAGCAACCGGAUAUCCUACGUCCAGGAGGGGGCCUUCGUCAACCUGCCCAACCUGAGGAGCCUCUACCUGAACGGCAACGACAUCGAGAGGCUGACGCCCGGGAUGUUCCGUGGGCUGCAGAGCCUGCGCUACCUGUACUUCGAGUACAACGUGAUCAGGGAGAUCCAGCCGGCCACCUUCGGCCUCAUGCCCGUCCUGCAGCUGGUCUUCCUCAACAACAACCUCUUACGAACCUUGCCCGUUGGGGCCUUUUCGGGCACCCAGCUGGCCCGCCUCAACCUGCGGAACAACUACUUCCUCCACCUGCCGGUGAGCGGGGUUCUGGAGCACCUGCAGGCCGUGGUCCAGAUCGACCUGCACCAGAACCCCUGGGACUGCUCGUGCGACAUCGUCCCGCUGAAGCAGUGGCUGGAGAAGCUGAGCUCCGUCAUCGUGGUGGGGGAGGUGGUGUGCAGGACCCCGGAGUCCGCCGCGGGGAAGGACCUGCGCUCCCUGGACCUGGCGCUGCUCUGCCCCGAGCUCAAGCGCUCGGCCCCGCCCUCGGACAACACCGCCGCGGCCGCCCCCCCGGACGGGGUCGUCGCCCCCGGCAACGCCGGGUCGUCGGGCUUCGCCCCGGCCAGGGGCGUGAUCCCGCUCUCCGUCCUCAUCCUCAGCCUCCUGGUGCUGGUGGUGUCGGCGGUCUUCGCGGCCGCCGCGCUCUUCGCCCACGUGCUGAAGAGGCGCGAGAAGCUGCCCUUCAGGAAGCGCGGGGAGGCAGAGCUGGAGGGCAUCCACAUGGAGUGCGGGAUAUUCGAGGGGGGCGGCAGGGAGCCCCUGGAGGGUUCCCCCGAGAAGCCCCCGGGACACGUCUACGACUACGUGCCCCACCCCGUGGCGCACAUGUGCAGCAACCCCAUCUACAAGGUGCGCGACGCGGACAUGGAGCAGCAGGCCCAGCAGCAGCGGCAGCAGCAGCAGGAGCAGGAGCAGCCGCUGCAGAAGCCGUUUCCAGAGACUAAAGAGAGCGGCGGCGGCGGCGGCGGCAGCUAUCGAACGCUGCGGGAGAAGGAGAAGGAGUGGACCAUGGCGGUCACCAACUCCCAGCUCAACACCAUCGUGGCCAUCAGUCCCGGUGGGGGCGUGGUGGGCUUUCACGAGAACGGGUUGCUCUGCCCGACCGUGAUUGACAGCCAGGGCCCCACCCCGACCUUGGGCUACGUGGAGAGCUUGUACACCGUCCCCAGGCUAAAGGACCUGCACGUCGCGUACCCCCACCACCAGGGGGCGCACUAUUCCGAAGCGCAGCAGGACGCGAGGCUAAAGCAGCAGACGAUCUUGUUCGCUCCGGAGGCGGGGCUGGGGGCGGGGCCGGGGGCGGGGAAAGGAUUUUCGGACCAAUCCCAAAGCGAGUACCUUGACUUAAGGGCGCAGCUUCAAACCAAGCCGGAUUACCUCGAGGUCCUGGAGAAAUCUUACCGAUUCUGACCACAGAAAACAACCCCCGGCCCCCCAGGUCCCUGUUUCUUCCCUUACCUUCCAAAAAACAACGAAAAACAACAGAAUAAAAAAGGGGCAGCACGAUUAAAUGAUUAAAAAAAAGUGUAUUUAAAAUGUCUCUCUCCUUCCCCCAGUCCUGCCCACCACUGAGUUACUUUGGAAGGAGGUCCAUACUCAGAUAUUAAUAAAGUGCCUUCUACAGAGUAGCCAGCAAUGUUCAAUCAAUACUUAUUUUUGUACAGCGCAGAUUUGUUUAUUUAGGAGCCAUUCGAACAUAAACCAGGGGGCCUAGAACGGGAAGAGGACGGGGUGGGGGGGUGGGUGGGUGGGGGGGGGGGGGGUGGACGGGUGGACGGGGGGCUGGAAUUCUGGCUGUGCUGAGGGACGGGCGAGGACCAGGAUGUGUCCCGAAUUCUUACGCACAGUUAGUUACCCCCCCUUGCUC